AUGAAAUCCCUGAACUGUCUGCCGUUACAGGCGCUGCAAUCUCGGUUCGGCUAUGAAUAAAAGCGAAACUGUGGUCGUUACAGGUUUUGGACCUUUUCGACAGUUCUUGACCAACACCAGCUGGGAAGCCGCCAAGGGGUUAAAACUGAUCGGACUGGGGGAGAAGGUUGACGUCCACGUGAGGGAGUUACCAGUGAGUUACUUGAAAACCCAGAAAAUUAUUGGUGAGCUCUGGCACACGCUUAACCCAAAGUUUGCUGUACAUCUGGGUUUGGCCAGAGGCUCCAGUGUGGUGAUUUUGGAGCAAACGGGGAAGAACACUGGCUACAGAGACCGAGAUGUCUGCGGCUACUGUCCAGAGACUCGCUGCUGCGUCGAAGGGGGGGCACAGAAGCUGGAGUCAGUCAUUAACAUGAGGGCAGUCUCAAAGCACUUCAGACAAGCAGGGAUGGAUGUAGUUUAUUCAAGAGAUGCUGGCAGGUACCUGUGCGAUUUUGCAUAUUACUGCUCACUGUAUCACGGUCAGGGGAGAGCAGCCCUCAUCCAUGUACCCACAUCUGGUACCUUGGCCUCAGCUGACAGACUGGUGCCUCUGCUGCAAGCCCUCAUUCAGAAGAUCCUGGAACAGCUGGAGGAGCAUUCAAAAACAAGAGAUCCCCCUUUUGUGUCAAUGAGAUCUACUGAGGUGACUGAACCAGCAGCAUUACUGUAAGUAUCAGUUACAACGGGCCAGACAAAAAAAACGGGGGGUGCAGACUUGACUUUUGAUAGAGCAAAACAACUCUGAACGGACAGCGAGGGAGUGGCACCGAUAACGGCAGUGGAAAUGAACGCUGGGGUCAGAAUGUCUUGGCAUUCAGCAGGUAGACUGGGAAGGAAGGGGAAGGGGGAUGAUGACAUUCACAUAACCACGAAGAGUUUAUAAGGGUAGAAAAUGACACUGUUUUACUGCUCUUGUGAUUCCAACGUGGAAAUCGUUGAUUUAGGGGUUCCUACAGAAGUUAGAAAUAAGUAGGAGGCUGCUUUCCCCAUCUUAUGGAAAGUACACAACUAUCUAGUUUUUGUUGUUGUUGUUCUGAAAAAGUGAAUGCCAUUUGUUUGCUUGGAAUAAAGUGAGAGGUGGAGUUGCA
Neolamprologus brichardi is the source of this 1130-nucleotide messenger RNA. RefSeq names its product pyroglutamyl-peptidase I like (gene pgpep1l). Gene Ontology annotation, molecular function: pyroglutamyl-peptidase activity. Gene Ontology annotation, biological process: proteolysis. Gene Ontology annotation, cellular component: cytosol. NCBI's taxonomy places the organism in Eukaryota, Metazoa, Chordata, Actinopteri, Cichliformes, Cichlidae. The record is from RefSeq and is a predicted model, not a curated record.